Molecule: messenger RNA, 2097 nt
Organism: Trypanosoma theileri
Lineage: Eukaryota; Euglenozoa; Kinetoplastea; Trypanosomatida; Trypanosomatidae
Product: 70 kDa peroxisomal membrane protein
Exons: 1
Coding region: 1-2097 (698 amino acids)
Biological process (GO): fatty acid beta-oxidation; peroxisome organization; very long-chain fatty acid catabolic process
Cellular component (GO): peroxisomal membrane
Molecular function (GO): ABC-type transporter activity; ATP binding; long-chain fatty acid transmembrane transporter activity
Source: RefSeq, a predicted model, not a curated record
AUGUCCACAUUCCUUGAGGCUUGUAAAGAGUACUGUGUUUCCCGCAGCAGUGAUAAAGUGCUCUGCAGAUGGCUUUGUGGAAGUGCGGCGGCUGUUGCUGUGGCUUUACUCACCGCUCCUUCACGAGAAUCCGCAAUGGCAAGAGUGAAUAGCACAAAAAGAGAAAUACCUGUUGUUAAGCAGAAAGAAGAAGAAGAAGAAGAAAAAGAAGAUAAAGAGGAUAAAGGUGGUAAAUAUGAGGAAGAGUUUAAUAAAAGAAAAUACAGUAAUACAUCUAUAUCUAGUUUUAAACGUUUUCUUUUUCUCUUGCGUUUGGCGUUUCCUUCUCUCCGAUCACAGGAAAGUGGAAUGUUACUCAUUGUCUCCGUACUACUCCUAUUGAGAACAUAUCUUUCUUUGCGUAUUUCUCGUAUAAGUGGAAAACUAAGCAGAGAUGUUAUUUCUUGUGAUCCCGCAUCUUUAGUCAAAUCUCUUAUUGUUUUUUUUAUGUGGUGUAUUCCAACAGCCCUUACAAAUAGUUCAAUACGUUUCUGUAUGGAUACACUUUCAUUACAAUUACAAUUAAAUGUAACUCGUUAUUUUCAUGAAAAAUACUUGGAUAAUAAAGUUUUCUUUCAUCUUGCGGGUUCACAUGAUGUGGAAGAAGUGGACCAACGCAUCACACAAGAUAUUGAUCAAUGGUCACGCAAUGUAACAAGUCUUUACACUUCAUUAUUUAAACCUAUUGUAGACAUUAUUUUAUUCUCCUACCGAGUGAUAUUAGUUGGCGGCGCUCGCAGUCCAUUACUUGUUUUUGCCUACUACAAUACCUUUGCAGCUAUUGCGUAUGUGUUAUCCCCUAAUAUUGAAGAAAUGGUAGAUGAACAAUUAGCACGAAAUGGGGCUCUUGUGACUGCUCAUCAACGUCUUAUUCCAUUUGCAGAGGAAGUUGUGAUGACAGGAGGACAAACUUUUCAUGAAGAUCUUAUGAACCGUUAUCUUUCUUCUAUUGUACGAUAUGAUCAGUGGGCAUCCUUUGUUCGCAGUCGUUAUGCCCUUAUAGAGACUAUCUUUUUAAAAUACGGAUCUUCUGUUCUUGGUUACGCGAUUUGUGGAGCUGCUGUAUUCUCAAAAAAUACAGAAGGUAUGUCUGCAGUGGAACUCACUGGUAUUUUUGUGGAAACUUCUUAUUUAUUUAGAAAUUUAGCCCUCGCUGUUGGAGAUUUACUGAAGAGUGUAAAGAAGUGUUUCGUUUUAAGAGCUUUGAGUAAUCGUGUAUAUGCGCUUCAAGAAGGUAUUUUACGAGCAACAGCAGAAGUAAAUAAGAUUAAUAAUAGUAAUAAUGGUAGUGGUAGUGGUGAAAUUGCACGUGGAGAACACAUUGAAUUUGAAAAUGUUUCUCUUAUAUUACCAACAAGAGAAGUACUUUGUAAAGGAUUAUCCUUCUAUGUGAAGCCUGGAAUGAAUCUUCUCAUUGUAGGACCAAAUGGUUGUGGAAAAUCAUCCACUGUACGUUUAUUGGGAGGUCUUUGGCCUCUGGAAAGUGGUCGUAUUAUUAAACCACGUAAUGAUCAGAUUUAUUAUGUUCCGCAAAGGCCUUAUAUGUCUAGUGGGACCUUACGUGAUCAAAUCACAUAUCCACAACUAAGCUCAGAGAUUGGUGUAAGUGAAUCUACAUUACUGGAUUGUUUAGAGAAGGCUAUGGUAGAUGAUAUAUUGCUUAAACCUAAUAUCACAUUGGAUUCUAGACUCUCUUGGGCAGAUGAUACAUUAUCUAUGGGUGAGAAACAGAAAAUUGCCAUGGCUCGAUUAUUCUUUCACCGUCCACGAUUUGCUAUUUUGGAUGAGUGUAGUAGUAUGAUGGAUUUGGAGGUGGAGGAGCAAUUGUAUAGUAUGUGUCGUCAAUUGGGUAUCUCCCUUAUCACUAUAGCCCAUCGUCGGUCUGUAUGGAGACAUCAUAACUGGAUUCUUCGCUUUGAUGGGGAAGGGGGAUUUAUGUUUUCGCCCAUUUCAUUUGAGGAGGAUGGUAAUAUUGUACUUACACGUGUCGUGUAUGCAUCCGACCCAUCAUUACUUCAAACAACAGUGCGACUCGACCUUUCACAAUACAAUGAGUAA